Messenger RNA from Rubroshorea leprosula, 1978 nucleotides. Lineage: Eukaryota; Viridiplantae; Streptophyta; Magnoliopsida; Malvales; Dipterocarpaceae. The record is from the annotation of a GenBank genome assembly.
AGCGGUGUGGAGCCCAAAACUGUACCUCUGCUUUGCUGGCUUCAAGCUCUUCAUUGUUGGUGUUUUAUGGGUCUUGUCUGCUAAGAAUUAGAGAGAGAAAAAGAGAAAGAAGAGAAAGUUUCAAGCUUUGGGAGCUAAUCUCAAUUUCCUGCUUUCCAAACUUCUUUCAUUCCAUUCAUCUUCAUCAUCUUCUAACCCCACUAGUUUAGAGCAAGGAAAGCAGUCAUCUUGAUUUCAUUGAUCCACAGAUCUACCAAGUCAAUUGAUACCCACAUGAAGUUUUUUCUCUUUUUUGUUCCCAGAUCCUCUUCUUCUUCAAGUUGUAACACAGAAUUAGUCAAACUAUAAGGUUUACUCCUUUAAGUGUGAAACAUUGGACCUUCAGGAUGUCCUAAUGGCUUGCCAAAUGCUUUGUGUCUGAAAAAGUGUAUAGUUCUUCAGGAAUCAAGGAAGCAACAGUUCACAAAUUGGGGUUUCAAGUCAAAAUUGUUUUGAAUGCUUAUUAGAUGUUGAGCUCCCGGAGGGUUGUUUGAAUGAGAUGAGGGAUGUUAUCUGGGUUGAUGAACUUUUUGAGGGCCUGUUUUCGGCCAAGGCCCAACCGAUAUGUUCACACCAGCUCAGAUGCUGUAGGACGCCAGGAUGGACUCUUAUGGUACAAAGACACAGGCCAACACUUCAAUGGUGAAUUCUCGAUGGCUGUGGUUCAGGCCAACAAUUUACUUGAGGACCAGAGCCAGAUUGAGUCAGGUUGUUUAAGUUUACACGAAUCAGGUCCAUAUGGUACUUUUGUUGGCGUAUACGAUGGGCAUGGUGGACCAGAGACUUCUCGCUACAUCAAUGAUCACCUCUUUCAACAUCUCAAGAGGUUUACUUCAGAGCAGCAGGGAAUGUCAGUUGACGUAAUAAGGAAAGCAUAUCAAGCAACAGAAGAGGGUUUUUCCUCCCUUGUCACUAGACAGUGGCCCAUGAAACCACAAAUUGCAGCUGUUGGAUCAUGCUGCUUGGUUGGUGUUAUCUGUGGCGGAAACCUUUAUGUUGCCAACCUUGGUGAUUCUCGUGCUGUUUUGGGAAGAGUUAUGAAGGCAACAGGGGAGGUUCUGGCCAUUCAGCUCUCAGCUGAGCAUAAUGCAUGUAUUGAGUCUGUAAGACAGGAGCUGCAGUCAAUGCAUCCAGAUGACUCACAAAUUGUAGUUUUAAAACAUAAUGUAUGGAGAGUAAAGGGUCUCAUACAGGUGUCUAGAUCUAUAGGUGAUGUCUAUUUGAAGAAAGCUGAGUUCAAUCGGGAGCCUUUAUAUGCCAAGUUUCGGCUCCGUGAGCCUUUCAGAAGGCCCAUAUUGAGCUCAGAACCGACAAUAUCAGUGAACCAGCUGGAGCCACAUGAUCAGUUCAUCAUAUUUGCAUCUGAUGGGCUUUGGGAGCACCUAAGUAAUCAGGAUGCUGUUGAUAUAGUUCAAAAUCAUCCACGAAGUGGAAGUGCAAGGAGGCUAGUAAAAGCUGCACUACAAGAAGCAGCAAAGAAAAGAGAGAUGAGGUAUUCUGACUUGAAGAAGAUUGACCGUGGCGUUCGCCGACAUUUCCACGAUGAUAUCACAGUAGUUGUGGUGUUUCUUGACUCAAACCUCGUGAGUAGGGCUAGCUCAGUCAAGUCCCCAAGUCUAUCCAUUAGGGGAGGUGGAGUUAACUUGCCCCAUAAUACACUAGCUCCAUGCACCACACCAACAGAAGCCGUCAAUGCCUGAAGAAGCUGUAUCCCAUGUUGUUUUUGUUGUUCUAUUCCCUUAUCAAUGUGAAUACGCUGUAGCUUUCAAAAGCGAUAAAGAGAGGCAAGCCUUUGAUUCUUUAGUACACUGUAACUUAGCUGGGGACUGAUAAUCGCGUUUAGAGAAGAGUAUAAGGUGACAAUUAUUAUAGUUAUUUCACUUUUCAUCCUUUCCAAUACAGCGGGGCCUUUGUGUCAUUGCCUCUUUGUCUUUCUUAG